AUGAUUGAAAACUCGUGUCUAUAUCCCCUUCGUAUCUCCGCCAUUUUCCGCCGCCGCCUUCACCAGGUGCUGUGCGUAGCAGCGUUCAUCGUAGACACCUCAUCAGGCUUCCGACUGCAACUCGGCCGCCGCCAAGGCCGCCACCACCUCCAGCAGCCGCCGCCACAACCCCAAUACAUCCCCACCCACCACCACCACCACCCUGCACACCUCCAGCCUCGCGCCCGCCAACUCCAGCUGCCACAUGCCGCCAUGAGGCCACAACUGGCGCCACUCCGCCGCCGCCCUCAACACCCCCGCUACCCACGUCAACCCCAAUUCCGCCCCCUGCAACGCCAACCCCACCUCCGGGCCCCAAUGCGCCCUCGACCCCUGAACGGCGGCCCCGCUCGCAGUGACACCCCAUACCAGGGCUUCAACGACUUCAAUUUCGGCAAGAAUUUCCCCAAGUUGCCAUUUUCCUUCGACGCCAACUUCGGCUACAACGACGAUCCCGGCAAAUAUUUCGACCACAGCGGUCAAUCGCAUCCAGAGGACGAAACCCAAGACGAGGACUAUCAGCCGGAAUAUCGACCAUCGGAGCCACAAGCACCAGGAGUCGCAGCCGCCGCCGCCGCUUCCCCAAACAAGUCCCCCUACGACGAAAUCGCCGACUACGAUCCGUCCCUCGAGGAAGAAGAAGAUUUAGACGAGACACCAAACAGCUACCAGCAGUUGCCGCCAUCCGAGCAGGCGCCUUCACCGGGGCGUCCCUUCCGCCCUUCCCAACCAUACAAUCAAGAAGGAGAUGAAGAAGAAAACGACGGCGACUCUCAAGCUGCGGACAAUGAUUCCUAUCCUUCCCCACACAACGGGCCAAGUAAUGCAGAAAGACCCUUGUACGCUCGUCCCAUCGAUGAAGUCGAAGAUGCGGAGAAAUCAAAACCCCAGCGAUUCAAAAACAAUCAUCAAAAAACACUUCAGGGCCGUCCUAAGUUCCGCCCUAAUCAACCGUAUAAUAUAGAGGAUAACCCGAAGAUUUAUUACCGUGCACCUCAACAGAACCAAGAACCCGAAGUGGAGUACAAGGUGUCCGAUGACAACAUUCCAAAGCAUAUCAAACCCGAGCCAUUUUUCCGCCCGAAAAAUUCCCGCACGAAGCCCCUGCAAGACUCGACGGCGGUCAGCGAAGACGAUGAGGACGACGAUGAAGGCGUCGGCGCCUCUCAAGCAGGAUACAGAUUCAACCAGGGCAAAACAGAGGAGGAUGAUGAUGAAGAAUCAGCAUCCGGAGCGCGGAAUCACGAACGACAGGGUCCCGCGCCGAAUUUCCGCCGGAACCCGAAUCAAUUUCAAAGGAACAGGCCGAGAUUUGGCAGAAGACCGAUUCUCAGGAAUCAGAAUCAAAUGCAAGCGAUAAAACGAAAGGACGAGCAACAGCAGUUGACGAAUCGGAUGGACGUUGCCAGAAAUGACGAACAACCCCAUUCUCCUUACCAACAGUCACAGGCGGAACACCGAGAAAGCUCACCUACAGCAGUAGAGCCGGAACCCAGGGACACCCACUCGUCAGAACCCGACAGCCAGAACCCAUCAUCUUCCGCCGCGGGUAACUCGGGUCAACAGCAGCCCCAGGCUCGACAACGCGACUUUUCCGCCCAACGCGCCCGACUCGAAGCCCUGAGGCAAAAAUUCAAAACCCGACUCAAUCAACGAAUGUCCGCCACGAGUCGGGAAUCACCCGCGGUGGAUAUUGACGUGCAAAAAAUCAUGGAAGCCGCCGGGAAAGAUCAUCAGCCCUACGAAAACAUCGGCGGGUUCAUAGAAGACGAUGUGCACAAUCCGAGAAGGAUAGACGAGUACAACUCGGAGGCGGAAUUCCAGAGCAAACUCGUCGACACUCAAGAUUCGCCAAAUUCCCGGUUAAAGGACAUGCUGAGGAAGAGGAUUAACCAGGAGGAAAUGACCGCCGCCUAGUCGCGAUCUCUGUCACUUCCGGUUUAUUUAUUGGCUCAACGCCCUACCCAAAAAAACAAACAAAACAACCAAAACUCUUCCGACGUCAGUGAACGCGUUUCGCUGUUUUUUUUUUUUGUGGUUGAUUUCCAAAAUUUGCUCUCGAGCCUCGAAGUUGAUUGUUGACAGAAGCCGGGCAAUACAAAAUACGUCAUAUUUUUGAAAAAAAAAAA
Notodromas monacha is the source of this 2168-nucleotide messenger RNA. Lineage: Eukaryota; Metazoa; Arthropoda; Ostracoda; Podocopida; Cyprididae. The record is from the annotation of a GenBank genome assembly.